AUGCAGAAUGAUGAGGAAGGCGCCUACCUCAACGCCCAGCUCCUGCUCACCGCCUCCUCCACGGCCACCAUGGUGACGGUGACCACGCGCGGCGGUGCCUUCACCAGCACCAUCUCCCUCGGCACCGGCGACGCGGUUCCUCUCCGCCUCCCCGGCAACGUGGAGCUGGUGGGCACCCAGCUCUCGGAUAAAGCCGUCUUGAUCCAGGCCACCAAAGACAUCUCUGUGGUGGCCACCAGCUCCAAGAGGCUCACGACCGGUGCCACCGUGGUCCUACCGGUGGAGAUGUUGGGCCGGAGGUAUUACGCGGUGACACCGGAAGGCACUGGGAGAGAUGGGCUCAAGGAGCUGGUGGUGGUGGCCGGAAGGACCUCGACCACCGUCACCAUCAAAGCCAAGGGGAGGUUCUACUACCGAGGGAGGAAUUACUCCCCUGGGAGCAUCCUUCGCGUCUCCUUGGGUCCCUACCACAGCUUCCAGCUCCAAAGUCGCUCCGAUCUCUCCGGCACCGAGGUCACAUCGGACCACCCCGUGGCGGUCCUCAGUGGCCACAGCUGUGUCAAGGUCCACACGGGAUGCGACCACGCGGUGGAGCAGCUUCUGCCCGUCGAUGGAUGGGGCAAGGUCUUCGUCAUCCCUCCCAGCCCGGUGCAGAAGGACAUGGACUUGGCCUACGUGGUGGCAGCGGAGAGGACCUCCCUUAGCUACAGUAGGGGUAACGCGGUUGCCACCGAGGUCCUGGUGGCCGGGCAGGUCCGUAAGGUCAAGGUGGGCCCAAGGUCUCCCCUUCAUCUCAAUGCUUCAGCUGGGGUUCAGGUGGUUUUCUUCUUCACCGGCUCCAAGAAGGGCUCCAUGAAGCAAGACCCCUUCAUGGUCAACAUCCAACCCGUGCCCACCUACUGCAAGUCCUACCAGGUCAUCAGCAUGGCCGGCUAUGAGAACCACAUUGUCCUCAUGGCCCCCAACAUGGACACCAGCACCGUAACACUCAACCAGAGGAUGGAGAGGAUCAUACCCUGGCAAAGCAUCCCCGGCACGGACUUCUCCUGGGCCACCAUCACCAUGACCAAGGCAGGGGAGAUCCAGAGUGUGCAGCACCCGAGGACACCUUUUGGGAUCCUGGUCUUUGGCUUCCAGAACUAUGCUGGUUAUGGCUUCAGUGGUCUUUGUGCCACCAGUUCUCCUCCUCUUUCAUGCCAAGACCUGGCCUGCAAGGAGAAGUGUGAGGUGGUGGAUGGGCAACCUAAAUGCGUCCAAGAGACCUUCUCAACCUGCUGGGCCACUGGCGAUCCUCACUAUAGGACCUUUGAUGGGAAACCCUUUGACUUCAUGGGCACCUGCACCUACACCUUGACCAAGACCUGUGACCCAGACCCAACCAUGCCCAUCUUCAGCAUUGAGGCCAAAAACGAGCACCGGGGCAACCUGAAGGUCUCCUAUGUUGGUUCCAUCACCAUCCGUGUCUAUGGUGUGACCAUUGUGGUGGUCAGGUCGGAGAACGGCAUGGUGAGGGUCAAUAACCACCGGUCCCACCUCCCCAUCACCCUCGCCGAUGGUAAGCUCCACCUACGACAAAGGGGCCGGUCCAUGCUGCUUCAAACAGCCUUCAAGCUGAAGGUCCUCUAUGACUGGGACGCCCGCGUAGUGCUGAAGCUCCCCAGUGUCCUCGCUGGCAAAGUGUGUGGCUUGUGUGGCAACGCCAAUGGUGACCCCCAAGACGAUGCCCUCAAACCUGACGGCGACGUGGCCCAGGACGCGGUGGAGCUGGGGGCAAGCUGGAAGGUGGCCAAUGAAAGCCAUCGUUGCUGGGACAACUGCAGUGGGGCCUGUGAGCGGUGUCAACAGGACGAGGUGGCCAGGUACCAGGAGGAGACAUGGUGUGGGAUGAUGACCCAACGGAUGGGGCCCUUCUGGAGGUGCCACGCCACCAUCAACCCCAAGGUCUACGUGGACAACUGCAUCUAUGACCUGUGUGUCAACGAUGGCCUCCACACCAUGCUGUGCCAAGCCCUCGAAGCCUAUGCAGAUAGCUGCCAAGAGGAAGGGGUCACCAUUGAGGACUGGAGGACACCGGCACGGUGCCCCCUGCCCUGCCCCAAGAACAGCAACUACACUGCGUGCGGCACCUCCUGCCCCACCACCUGCAACCCGGCUGCGAUGCCACCCACCUGUGACCCCACGGCCUGCGUGGAGACCUGCGAGUGCCAGGAGGGCUUCGUGCUGGACCUCAACGAGUGCAUCCCCCAAGACAAGUGUGGUUGCGUCUUUGAGGGCCUCCUCCAUGGCCCCCAUGAGGUGUUUUGGGGUGACACCAACUGCACCAAGCGGUGCCGCUGUGACCCGGAGCUCCGAAGGCCCCUGUGUCAAUGGUCCAGCUGCCGCCAUGGAGAAGAGUGCCGGGUGGAAGAGGGCAUCCAAGACUGUUACCCCAAGAGCUAUGGGACCUGCUCUGCUGUUGGGGCCACCCAUCUCGAGACCUUCGAUGGUGAGAGCUUCACCUUCCAAGGGUCCUGCCUCUACCAGCUCGCUGGGUUGUGUGAGGCGAGCCAGGAGCUGGUGGACUUCCAAGUGUUGGUACAGAAUGGCCACGAAGAGGACGCGUUGUCCUCCAUCGCUCUUGUGAUGGUCGAAGUCUACGGCAAGACCAUUGCGGUCAAGCGGGAGCAUCCUGGCAAAGUCAUGAUCAACGACCGCUUGGUCAACCUCCCCUACCACCACCGAGAGCAGAAGAUCUCCAUCUCCAGAGGUGGCCAAGCAGCCGUGGUGGAGACCGACUUCGGCCUCACGGUCACCUACGAUUGGCAAAGCCAAGUCCUGGUCUCAGUGCCCAGCACUUACUCCAACGCCUUGUGUGGCCUCUGUGGCAAUUACAAUGGCAACAGGGAGGAUGAGAUGAUGAUGAUGGCGAAGAACGACAGCGCGACCUCCAGCCCAGACACCUCUGGAGACCACUGGAAGGUGAUGGACAUCCCGGGUUGCAUGGAGCUAUCCAACAUGGAAUGUCCCCAAAGGGGACAACAGCAAGGGGAGGAAGACUCCGAGAUGGGUUGUGGGCUCCUCCACCAAGUCGAGGGACCUUUCGGAGCUUGCCAUGCUCAUGUAGAUGCCACCAAGUACUUCCAAAGCUGUGUCCAUGAUUCCUGCCUCUUCCCGCAUCGGGAGGAGGUGGCAUGUCCCAUCCUUGCCCGCUAUGCUGCUGCCUGCCAAGCUGCUGGCGUCCCCAUUGGGAUGUGGAGGACAGAGGACUUCUGCAAUAUCUCCUGUCCUCCACGAAGCCACUAUGAGCUCUGCUCCGAGGCCUGCUCCCAGACCUGCAGCUCCAUCCACACCUCCAGAAGAUGCUCCAUGAAGGCCCAAUGCCAUGAGGGUUGCGUCUGCGACCAAGGCUUCGUGCUCAGCGGCGAUGAGUGCGUCCCCAUGUCCCAGUGUGGUUGCCACCAUCAGGACUUCUACUACAAGGCCAACGAGACCUUCUACCCCUCCACGCAGGAGAAGUGUCACUGCCAAGCCGGUGGCACCGUGGACUGCCAGAAGACCUCUUGUCCUGGCGACGGGGAAGGAGAACUCAUCGAUGGGGUCUUCCAAUGCCCAUCUACUGCACCAGGGACCUGCGUGGCCACCGGUGACCGCAGCUAUGUGUCCUUUGAUGGGGUGGCUUUCAACAUCUCCAGUACCUGCUCCUAUGUCCUCACUGAGACCUGCUCCGGUGACCUGGACUCCUUCGUGGUGAAGGUCCAGAAGGAUGCUCGGCAGAAGAAGAAGGCCUCCAGCAUCCAAACGUUGACCAUUGAAGUCCAUGGGCUCACACUGACCCUGAUGCAAGGCAGGAGGAGUGUCCUGGUGGACUCCAUAUCCCACCACCUCCCGGCCAUCCUAAGCCAUGGGCAGGUUGAGGUCCACCAGCACGGGAUGGGCAUCCUGCUCCAGACUGACUUUGGCCUCCUCGUCCGCUACGACCUCCUCCACCACGUCAUGGUCACAGUGCCCCCAGGCUACCAAGGCCACCUCUGUGGGCUCUGUGGCAACUACAAUGGCCAGGAAGACGAUGACCUUCUCCUCCCUGAUGGCCACCAGGCUCCCAACACCACGGUCUUCGGCUCUGCAUGGAAGACCCUUGAUGCACCUUGCGUUGACCAUUGCCCUGAGGACCGUUGCCCCACCUGCACGGAGGAGAAGAUGGUGGUCCUCCAGAAACCCAAGUAUUGUGGCCUCCUGAUGCUCCCAAAGGGACCUUUUGCCUCCUGCCACCACCUCAUUGACCCAGACCCGUACCUCCAAGCUUGUCUCCAUGACGUUUGCCUUGCUGAGGGGGACACCAGUGUCCUCUGUAGGAGCAUCCAGAGCUACUCCAUCGCUUGCCAAGAUGCUGGGGUCACCAUUGAGGCUUGGAGAAGACCAGCCUUGUGCCCCCUCAAGUGCCCAGCCAACAGCAGCUACUCCCUUUGCACCAAGCUCUGCACCCAGAGCUGCUCAAGGCUUGAAGAUGCCUCCAGAUGUCCCCAAGGCUGCAUGGAAGGGUGUCAAUGCGACCAUGGGUACGUCUCCGAUGGCCAUGACUGCGUCCCUGAGGAGCACUGCGGAUGCUUUGUGGAUGGGGAGUACUACAGGCCCCACGAGGUGGUCCUGAAGGAGACCUGCCAACAGCGUUGUACCUGUGUCCCUGGCCAAGGCUUGACCUGUAGCAAUCACAGCUGCACCGAGGAUGAGGCCUGUGAGGUCAAGGAUGGGAUCAUGGGGUGCAUCAACCAAAACCCUUGCAAAGCCCUUCGGUGCCGACCCAAGGAAAGAUGCAAGUUGAAGGAUGGCCAAGCCAAGUGUGUCCCAUCCAUGGUUGCAACCUGCUGGGCUUGGGGAGAUCCCCAUUACCACACCUUUGAUGGGCUGGACUUUGACUUCCAAGGGACCUGCACCUACACCAUGGUGGAAUCCUGUGGGAAUGACACCUCCUUGGUGCCCUUCAAGGUGGAGAGCAAGAACGAUGUCCGUGGGGGGGUGAAAUCCAUCUCCUACGUCAGCUUGGUCAACGUCAAGGUCUAUGGUCAACGCAUCUCCAUCCACCAGAAGGAAGUGGGCAAAGUCAGGCUGGACGGCGUCGCCACCCUCCUCCCGGUCACCCUGGAGACCAACAAGCUCCGGCUCUUCCAGAGCGGCCUCAGCGCCGUGGUGGAGACCGACUUUGGCCUGAGGGUCACGUACGACUGGAACUGGCGCCUCCUCAUUGACCUCCCCAGCAGCUUCUACAGCCACACUUGCGGCCUCUGCGGCAACUUCAACCUCAAGCCAGAAGACGACGUCCCCCAGGGCGGCACCAACCUCACCUCCGUGGUGGCCUGGGCCCAAGCUUGGAAGGUCCUCGAUGAGCACGAGGACGACCCGUUCUGUUGGCAUUACUGCGAAGGAGCGUGCCCGCUGUGCGAGGAGGAGAAGAGGGAGCUUUACGGUGGCAACCAAUACUGUGGCCUCAUCAAGAAGAGCUUCCAAGGGCCCUUCAAAGCUUGCCACGACGUGGUCCCGCCGCAGGACUUCUACCGCAACUGCCUCUAUGACGUGUGCAUGGGCGAUGGGGCCAAGCAGAUCUUCUGCCCCGUGGUGGAGGCCUAUGCGUCCAUCUGCAAGAAGCAUGGGGCCACCGUGCACGACUGGAGGACACCAUCGGGUUGCCCCUUACCCUGCCCUGAGAACAGCCACUACGACCCUUGCGGCACCUCCUGCCCGGCCACGUGUGCCGACCAAGACGCUCCCACCGCGUGCACCCAACCGUGCGUGGAGACCUGCGCUUGCGACCGGGGCUACGUCCUCAGCGGUGGCCAAUGCGUGCCCUUGGCCAGCUGUGGUUGCACCCACGACGGACGCUACCACCCCCCCGGUGAGGAGUUCUGGGCCGAUGAGCGCUGCAGCGUCCGGUGCCGCUGCGACCCGGCGUUGGCCAUGGUGGUGUGCGAGGAGACGGCCUGCAAGCCGAGCGAGACCUGCUCCCUGGUCAAGGGGGUGAGGAGGUGCGUGGCCAAGAGCAGGUCCGUCUGCGUGGCCACCGGUGACCCCCAUUACACCACCUUCGAUGGGCGCCGCUACGACUUCAUGGGGACCUGCACCUACCGCUUGGUCGCCCUCUGCUCCGAGGACCCGACCCUCGUCCCCUUCGCCGUCACCGUGGAGAACAACAACAGGGGCAGCCCCGUGGUCUCCUAUACCAAGGAGGUCACCUUGGAGGUCUACAACAUGAGCCUCGGCCUCAGCCAGGAGCACCCCAAGAAGGUCAAGGUCAACGGCGUCGUGGUGGAGCUCCCCUUCCAGCACACCGAGAAGCUCCAGGCCCACCUCAGCGGCUUCCAUGGCUUCAUCACCACUGACUUCGGCCUCACCAUCACUUUCGAUUGGCGCAGCUACGCCAGGGUCUUCCUCCCCACCUCCUACUCCAGCGCCGUCUGCGGCCUCUGCGGCAACGCCAACGGUGACCCCAAGGACGACUUGGCUCUGCCCAACGGGCACAUGGCCGCCAACGAGACCCACUUUGGGGAUGCUUGGAAGGUGGCCCCCGGCCCCGGGUGCCAACCGGGGAGCACCGAAGGGUUCCUGGGUUGCACCAAGGGGGAGAAACGCGUCUACAGUGGGGACAAGCACUGUGGCCUCCUGGUGAAGAAGAGGGGGCCUCUGGCCCCUUGCCACGGCACCAUUGACCCGGCGCCCUACUGGGAUGACUGCCUCUAUGACGCCUGCGUCUAUGAAGGCCACCAAGAAGCUGUUUGCAGCUCCAUCGGCGCCUACGUGACCGCCUGUCAGAGCCAAGGUGUCCACAUCGGACCGUGGCGCACGGCGGCCUUCUGCAGUCCCGUCUGCCCCCCCAACCAACACUAUGAGCUCUGCGGUCCCCCUUGCCCGGCCACGUGCACCGGGGGCCAAGAAGCCUGCGAGGAGCCCUCCCCAUGCACCGAAGGCUGCUUCUGCGACCCCGGCUUCCUCCUGAGCGGGCCCCACUGCGUCCCCUUGUCCCAGUGCGGCUGCUGGCACCACGGGCGCUACUACAGGCACGGAGAGGACUUCAUGGCGCAGCCCCAGUGCAGCCAACGCUGCCGGUGCCGAGCAGGCGGCGCGGUCGAGUGCUGGCCCGAGGCAUGUGGGGCCGACGAAGUCUGCGAGGUCCAGGACGGGCUCUUGGGCUGCUACCCCGGUGCUUGCGGGCGCUGCGAGGUGCUCGGUGGCACCUUCAGCACCUUCGAUGGCCACCACCUGGCCCUGGGUGCCGACUGCACCGGCGCCAUGGUGGAGGUGGACGCCACGGAGCCAAUGGGGGCCUUCAAGGUGGAGGUGGCCAAGGAAGGAGAUGGCAUCCGGAGCGUGGUGGUCACCGUGCAUGGAGUCACCGUGGCCAUGGUUGGGGGCAGGCAGUGGGAGGUGGUGGUAGACGGCCUCCAGCACCUCCUGCCCCUGGUCCUGGCUGACGGGGCCGUCACCGUGAGCCAGGAGGGCACCCACCGGGUGCUCUUGACCCAAGGGGGCCCCAAGGUCCUCUUUGAUGGGAUCUCCUACGUCCUCGUCACCCUGCCCAGCUCCUACCACCAGCGACCCCAUGGCCUCUGCGGUGACUUCAAUGGGGACCCCCAUAACGAUGAACCCCAAGAGGACUCCAAUUCAACUGCCUGUACCCCAGGCUUGCUCCCCACUGCCUGCCCCAUGGAUGAACUGGGCCCCUGUGGGGUGCUCCAGGAGGCAUCAGGCCCUUUCUCAGGGUGCCAUGGGGUGGUGGAACCCCAUAAGUACGUGAUUGGGUGCAUGCAGGAGCAAUGCAAGGAGCCGGGGGGGGAGGCCUUGUGUAGGAGCUUCCAGGUCUACGCUGCUGCUUGCCAAGCUGCUGGUGGGGACCUCAAGGAUUGGAGGGAUGCAGCCAAAUGCCCCCUCUCCUGCCCCCCCCACAGCCACUACUCCCCCUGCACCCGGAGCUGCCCCCUCACCUGCGCCGCCAUCUCCGGGACCCCCCCCUGCACCCGGAGGUGCUUCGAGGGCUGCGAGUGCGACCGGGGCUUCCUCUUCAGCGGCGCCCGAUGCGUCCCCAUGGGCUCCUGUGGGUGCCUGCACCGCGGCCGCUACUUCCAGAUCGCCGAGACCAUCAGGUCCCCAGACUGCACCGAGACCUGCACGUGCCGGGGCGCCGGUGCCCUCCAGUGCCGACCUUCUCCAUGUCCCCUUGGCCACGUCUGUGGUCACCUCAAUGGGGCCCGGGCCUGCGUGGAGCAACCCGGGCGCUGCAGCUUGGCCCCGGCCACUGCCUCCGUGUCCUUCGAUGGGGCAACUGGCACCACCAUGGCCAAUGGGGUCUAUGUGGUGGCCACAUUGUGCGACCCUCGAGGCUCGCCAUGGUUCCGGCUCUUGGCUGAGGUUGGAGAGGACCAAGAGAGACCAUCGGUGCUCACUCUUCACCUCUUCAGCAAUAGGGCUUUCAUCACCAUCAAGAGGGAGAAGAAGGUCUGGGUCAAUGGGGUCCCAGCCACCACCCCUAUGGAAGUCUAUGGGGGGCUGAACAUCACCGAGACCCAUGGAACCAUCCGGAUCAGCCAAGCCUCAUUGGACAUUGAGCUCAACCCCAAUGGGGAGGCCACGGUGACGGCAGCCCAAGGCCUCCAUGGGAAGCUCUGUGGGAUCUGUGGGAAUCACGACGGGAACGCCGCCAAUGACCUCCAAGGACCCGAUGGGACCUUGGUUGGGGAUAUGGAGGCCAUGGCCAAGGCAUGGAGAGCCCCGGACUUCACCCAUUGCUGCAAUUAG
Messenger RNA from Pezoporus flaviventris, 8760 nucleotides. It is a transcript of the gene FCGBP, whose product is annotated as Fc gamma binding protein. The transcript has 19 exons. Lineage: Eukaryota; Metazoa; Chordata; Aves; Psittaciformes; Psittacidae. Gene Ontology annotation, molecular function: protein binding. Bases 1 to 8760 code for a protein of 2919 amino acids. The record is from RefSeq and is a predicted model, not a curated record.